GAGAGAGACAGAGAGAGAGAGAGAGAGAGACAGAGGUGCAUGUGGAGCAGAGGGGUUGAGUUUUUAUUUCUGGGUUUGGGAAUCAUGAAACACAGUGAACAAAACCUACAAGAGAAUCCAUCACCCAAACAUGGAAAACCUUAGGAAUCCAGCAUCCCCCUAGAUUCACCAUCUUUUAUGUUCUCUCUGAUUCGUGCUGCUGCGUUUGGCGUGACACUUGCAUGGAAUAUGGGAGGCUGAAGACCACAAACACUUCCUCUCUACCUCUGCUACUUAGCUUCACAAUCCCAUCUUCAAAAUCCCAAGAGGAAAGCACAAGCUGUCUUUCAUGGAGGAGAGUAAGGGAUGCAGAAAACCAAACCACACCCACAAAUCUCACCCGCUUUACUGUUUAUUCUCCCUCUUCCUUUUCUCAGUCUGCUUAUUGGUUGGCAUCAGCUGCACAUGUCAACAAGAUUUUAGGUUUCUACAGUAUGCUAAAGCUGCGGAUGGUAUUUGUUCUCAGGAAACUGCCCAAAAUAAUGAGGUGGCUGUACCCAUUGACAUCCAAGUACACGGUUUAAGCUUGGGCAGGAGAUUGUUCAGUGGCCCAGGAUCUUCACCGCCACGGUGCAUCUCAAAAUGCGGCGACUGCACGCCCUGCAAGCCUGUUCAUGUGUCGGUGCCACCCGGAACACCGGUCACGGCGGAGUAUUAUCCAGAAGCAUGGAGGUGUAAAUGUGGCAAUAAGUUGUACAUGCCAUGAUGCUCUUAUAAUUUUGUUUGGUCGUGUAAACAUAUGAAUAAUGCUAUUGCAUAUGACGAUGGAGAGGCUAUUGCUGGUUUUACUGUGAUAAUAUUUUUCCUUU
Hibiscus syriacus is the source of this 848-nucleotide messenger RNA. RefSeq lists its product as uncharacterized. The coding region runs from base 329 to 745 and encodes 138 amino acids. Gene Ontology annotation, biological process: stomatal complex development; guard cell differentiation. The record is from RefSeq and is a predicted model, not a curated record. The transcript has 3 exons. Lineage: Eukaryota; Viridiplantae; Streptophyta; Magnoliopsida; Malvales; Malvaceae.